AUGCCAGUUGCAAAAAUUGCUCCAUCAGUGCUCUCCAGUGACUUCGCGCAAUUAGCAACCGAAUGCAACCGUAUGGUAAAAGAUGGGGCGGAUUGGCUGCAUAUGGAUGUGAUGGAUGGCCAUUUUGUUCCAAAUCUGACUAUUGGUGCGCCUAUUAUAAAAGCUUUACGUAAACAUGUGACCGCAUUUCUCGAUUGCCACUUGAUGGUUGACAAUCCAGAAAAGUGGGUUGAUGAUUUCGCAAAAGCUGGAGCAUCAAUGUACACAUUUCAUAUUGAAGCAACAGACCAACCACUCGAACUGAUUGACAAAAUUCAUAAAGCUGGGAUGAAAGCAGGCGUUGCUGUGAAACCAAACACUCCUAUAGAUAAAGUCUAUGAUAUAGCCGAUAAAAUGGAUAUGUGUCUAGUGAUGACAGUAGAACCUGGCUUCGGAGGUCAGAAGUUUAUGGCUAAUUGCGUUCCAAAGGUUAAAGCUCUUCGUGAACGAUUCCCAAAUUUAGAUAUAGAAGUAGAUGGAGGAUUAUCACUAGAAAAUAUUGAUCAAGCAGCCGAAGCAGGCGCAAAUGUUAUUGUUGCAGGAACCUCAAUCUUUAAUGCCGAAGAUCCAAAGGACACAAUAACAAAAUUUCGUGAAAAAGUUAAUGCAUUUCAAUUACAUGGCGUUUGA
Molecule: messenger RNA, 669 nt
Organism: Ambispora leptoticha
Lineage: Eukaryota; Fungi; Glomeromycota; Glomeromycetes; Archaeosporales; Ambisporaceae
Source: the annotation of a GenBank genome assembly